Molecule: messenger RNA, 1085 nt
Organism: Scophthalmus maximus (turbot)
Lineage: Eukaryota; Metazoa; Chordata; Actinopteri; Pleuronectiformes; Scophthalmidae
Gene: sec11a
Product: SEC11 homolog A, signal peptidase complex subunit
Exons: 6
Coding region: 144-683 (179 amino acids)
Cellular component (GO): membrane; signal peptidase complex
Molecular function (GO): serine-type endopeptidase activity
Source: RefSeq, a predicted model, not a curated record
CGGGACUUCCGGUCGAGCGCACCCGGAAGAUUCGGAUGCAGCUUUUUGGUGGCCGACCGCGCGUCCAUACGUCCAUUGCUCUGGACGUUUUCAUGUGAUUUCGGGCGCCUUUUUUCCUUCCUAACCCCGUAGUAUUCGCAACCAUGUUGUCUCUAGACUUUCUGGACGACGUGCGUCGCAUGAACAAGCGGCAGCUCUAUUACCAGGUGCUGAACUUUGGUAUGAUCGUGUCCUCUGCGCUGAUGAUCUGGAAGGGACUGAUGGUGGUCACUGGCAGCGAGAGUCCCAUUGUUGUCGUGCUCAGUGGGAGUAUGGAACCAGCGUUCCACAGAGGAGACCUGCUGUUUCUGACCAACCGGGUAGAAGAUCCCAUCAGAGUCGGAGAGAUUGUUGUCUUCAGGAUAGAAGGCAGAGAGAUCCCAAUAGUACACAGAGUACUAAAGAUCCAUGAAAAGGAAAAUGGAGACAUUAAGUUCUUAACUAAAGGGGACAACAAUGCAGUGGAUGACAGAGGCCUGUACAAGCAGGGCCAACACUGGCUGGAGAAAAAAGAUGUGGUGGGACGAGCUAGGGGGUUUGUGCCAUACAUUGGAAUUGUCACCAUUCUCAUGAAUGAUUAUCCCAAGUUCAAGUAUGCUGUCCUCUUCAUGCUGGGACUCUUCGUGUUGGUCCACCGGGAGUGAGGGACCUAGACCUCAGGACUCGAGAAAGAUAAACUACGUCCAGGAAACCUCAGUCAUGCCUUUCAAAACAGAAUUCAGUUCAGACUUUGUCAAACCCAACUGGCUUUUUUGUACCAUUUGCUUGAACAUUUUGUAGAAAUGUGGAUAGGGUGUUUACAUUUGAAAAGGCCAAGCUUUAAAAAUAUUUUUGUGAGGGAACUAGGCUAUGUUUAGUUUGAAGUCGAUCUUUAUUUGUAAUCCUCAGAAUGUGAAGCAGCAUUCUUAAAGAUUAAUUAAGUCUCGUUUCUUUCCUGUCGAAUCAUUGUGUUUGGAAAAAAAAAUUAUGUGAAGUAUUUUAUGAGAACUGAAUUUGAAUGAUAUUAAAUAUGGAAUCUGGUUACCAUCCACAAUGGAUUAUUUCAA